UUCCAGGUUGGUAAGAUCUGCACAGUGUCAAAUCCAAAGGCCGUUUGGCAGGUUGAAAUUGGGUUACCCAUCCUGAGCUUUGGAGUGGGUGUUUUUGUUUUCUUUUUGCGUAUGCAAAUGAUUUGCUCGUUUGUUGAGCAACUUGUGUGAGAGGGCAGGCCGGGGCUUAUGUCUUUGCCUGGACGGGGUCGAGCUGGUGGGAGAACAGGCUGUUCCUCUGUUAUUAAAAAAAAACAGGCUGUUCCUGUCGGGCGUCCACAUCCGAUUCAGAUUGUCUGCCUUACUGAAGCAAAGGUACGCAUGCCUUUACCCCUUGUGGAUACCCUCCAUUCUCCAUCCAAUGGCUGAUGAGAAUUCAAUCUUUUUACGGUGUAUCAAGUCAGCCUAGUUUUCUCAGCCCAGUAAGACCCAAUCGGAGAGGGGAAAAAGGCAGCGCUUCCUCGUGCCGCAAUCCGGCCGCCACCGCACGCUUUGGCGCGGAACCCGCCGGCGUUGGGAAAAAUUAGCGCGCGCGGACGCGCGGGCGGACCUCGCCGCGCGGCUUCCCAGUUUCUCCGAAUCGUAGUUUCUCUCCGUCCUGGCCCUUGUCUCGGCCGUCCACGACGGUGUUGACGUGCUGCUCGCUGUCUCAGCUUCUACGGGGGCGCGUUGCGCCUCCUUUGCUUGCAAAGGACGGCCAGCCUGUGCUGCGCGGAUCUUGCUCGUGUGCUGUGCUGGACAACGAAGGGCCGACCUCUGCGAUGGCUGUGCUUUCAGGACAUCAAUCUACAACCACAACACCUGGCCAAGAUGGGGAGGCACAAGGUUCAAGCUUGCUGGAGGCUGUGCUGCAGCCGACGACCAAUGAAGAUUCAGUUGAAGAACCCAACAAGGAGAAUGUUAAUCCUAUUUGGGUACCUCAAAUUGGUCAGAAAUUUAGAAAUUUAGAUGAUGCUUGGACAUUUUGGGUAGAUUAUGGAGGUCAUGCAGGUUUUGAGGUCAGAAAAAGGUACGCAAAUGAAAGCAAAUAUGAUGGGAAGAUAACUUCAUGUCGAUUUGUGUGUGCAAAAGAGGGCUAUCGAGCACGAGACAAGAGAGAUCAUAACACAAAGAAUCCUCGAGCUGAAACAAGGACAGGUUGUCCAGUUCGAAUCGGUCUUACAUUAGAUCGAGUGGAAGGAACAUAUGAAGUGUUAGAUCUAGUGCUUGCACACAAUCAUGUUUUCACAUGCCACAAACCUUUCAUCUGCUGCUAUCACAGAGAAGGAUUUCAGAAGUGCAAGCUUUUGAAAUUGAGGCCGCGGAUGAUUCAGGAAUUAGGCCAAAAGCAGCACAUGAGUUGGCUAGUCGGAUGGUUGGAGGAGCAAUGAAUUUUAGCUACACUUGUCGUGAUCAAAAAAAUUACUUACAAGGUAGACGCCAAAGGGAGUUGGCAUAUGGUCAAACAGGAAGCAUGUUGAAGUAUUUUCAAGACAAGAUAUCUGAGAACCCAUCUUUUCACUAUGCGCUUCAGUUGGAUUGUGAAGAACAUAUAAGCAAUAUAUUUUGGGCUAAUGCUAAAAUGAUAAUUGAUUAUGCUCACUUUGGGGAUGUUGUCACCUUUGACACUACUUUUGGCACAAACAAAGAAUAUAGGCCUUUUGGUGUCUUUGUUGGGUUCAAUCAAUUUAGAGAGAAAGUUAUUUUUGGAGCUGCUCUUAUGUUUGAUGAAACAUGUGAUUCUUUCACAUGGCUUUUUAAGGCUUUUCUAGCUGCACACAAUGGCAAACAUCCUAGAACUAUAUUUACAGAUCAAGACUCUGCAAUGGGAAAGGCUGUUCGGGAGGUAUUUAUAGAAUCUUGGCAUGAACUGUGCACCUUUCACAUAAUGCAAAAUGCUGCCAAGCACUUAAGCGACAGUAAAAAGGAUGAUGACAAGGACAAGAAAAAGCCUCACAUUCUCACAGAGUUUAGUGCUUGCAUGUAUGACAUUGAGGACAAAAUAGCCUUUGAUGAAGCAUUUGACAUCAUGAUAAAUAAGGUGGACAAGAAGAAGGCAUCAUGGCUGCAAAACAUCUACAAGUUCGAAGAACAAUGGGCUGAAUGUUACAUGAGGGAUGUUUUGACAUUGGGGAUGAGAAGCACACAAUUAAGUGAGAGUUUCAAUAGUGACCUAAAAGACAUUUGA
Molecule: messenger RNA, 2146 nt
Organism: Panicum virgatum (switchgrass)
Lineage: Eukaryota; Viridiplantae; Streptophyta; Magnoliopsida; Poales; Poaceae
Product: protein FAR1-RELATED SEQUENCE 5-like
Exons: 2
Coding region: 1208-2146 (312 amino acids)
Biological process (GO): regulation of DNA-templated transcription
Source: RefSeq, a predicted model, not a curated record